Messenger RNA from Anoplophora glabripennis (Asian longhorned beetle), 1732 nucleotides. RefSeq names its product monocarboxylate transporter 7-like. The transcript is spliced from 8 exons. The record is from RefSeq and is a predicted model, not a curated record. Gene Ontology annotation, molecular function: monocarboxylic acid transmembrane transporter activity. Gene Ontology annotation, biological process: transmembrane transport; monocarboxylic acid transport. Bases 76 to 1527 code for a protein of 483 amino acids. Lineage: Eukaryota; Metazoa; Arthropoda; Insecta; Coleoptera; Cerambycidae.
UCAGUCGUCAGGAUUGAUGCUGUUUUUUGCGGAUUUGUGGUAGUUUCGUCUCAACAAAUUUCUUAUAAAACGGAGAUGAACUAUAAAUUAGUACCUCCAGAUGGAGGAUGGGGUUAUCUCAUAGCUGCAUCUGUAGCUAUUAUGAAUUUAGUAACUGUAACUCCUCAAACAGCUUUUGGGUUAACUUUUGGUAACUUUCUGGCAUCUAUAGGAGAUGAAACUACUGGAACAACAAUAUCUAACGGCAUUUUCAAUACUGUCCAGUCAUUCACAGGUUUAGCAUCUAGCAUCCUUCUGCAAAGAUACAGCUAUAGAAAGGUUGGAUUAUUAGGGGCGACACUAUUUGGUGUAGGUGCUUUUGGUAUUAUUUUCAUUUCUAAUUUGACGCAAAUGGUGAUUUGCUAUGGAGUUUUGCAAGGUUUAGGUUUUGGAUUAAUGAUGCCAGCGUCUUACUCUGCAUUCAAUUGCUAUUUCGAUAAAAGGAUCAAUGUUAUAAUGGGCAUCGCCCAAGCAGUGACGGUAUUGGGCGCUAUCACUUUUUCACCAGUGAUGGCACUUUGCAUAGAAUAUUGUGGAUUUAGGGGCACAGUAACUAUUUUAGCUAUUUUAUCGCUUUUGAACUUUCUUGCUAUGGGAGUGCUACAACCGGUCAAAUGGCACAUGAAAAAAAUAUCAGUGAAGGACUCAGAUAUUUUGCAAGAUGCAAAAACAACUAUAAAUGACGAAGUUACAGCAACACAAAUAAAACCGCUUUUGCGUGACGACCCAGAAGAUAAUUGUUUAACAAAUAACACAAAUUUGAGUAAAGACUCCCUAACUAAUGUAAACGUACCAUCAAAACCAAGAUUUUCUGUUAUAAGUUUAGGAGAUAGAGCAGCAUCCGUAACUGUUAUAAAUGACUUGGACGAUGGAGACGACAACCAAAAUAUAACUUGCGUGGAUUUAAGUCUACUCAAAAAUGUUAAGUACCUCAAUGUAUCUCUUGGAGUUUCGCUCUCUUAUACGUCUGACGUAAUGUUUUUUGCCCUUAUACCUUUGAUUUUAAAUCGAGCUGGAUUUAGUACGCCUGACAUAGCUCUCUUGAUGAUGGUUUAUUUUGGGUCAGAUCUUGUUUCGAGGAUUUUGAUAUCUGUAAUAAGUGCUUUCUGCAAGAUUAGGAACCGAUAUGUAUUUUUGGCAGGAUCUUUCUUUUCAGCCAUAUUUAGGAUUGCAUUUGUCCUCAGUGGUAACCAAAUGUACAAAAUGAUAACACUCGCUGCAUUGGGAUUCUUGAGGUGUUUUAUACAAACUCCACUGGCACUUGUCUUUUCAGAGGAAUACAAUGAACAGUUUCCUACUGCCUUCUCUUUGUACAUGGUGGUUUCCGGUUUUGUCAACAUAGCAGUUGGGUCAAUAAUUAGUGUUGUGAAAUCUUUCACCCAAAGCGAUGAAAUGGUGGUUCAUGUGCUGACGGGAGCAUUCUUAAUUACUAGCAUUUCCUGGAUUGUGGAACUAACUUGGAACAAAAUUAAGACCAAAGAUACCUAAAAUUUUUUAGUGGAUAAUUUAAUAGGAUUGUACACUUAUUUUUUUGUAAAUUUAAUUUAAGUAUAACACAAUAGACCUAGUCCAGUCCUAUAUCAUAUAUUUUUAGAGAGUGAAGUAUGUGACAUGCUUAAAUAUAUAUUUAACUGAGAUAUAUUAAAAUCUGCUAUCAAAAUACUGUUUCGAAUGAUUAAACAAAAUAAUACAA